Coregonus sp. 'balchen' is the source of this 31442-nucleotide messenger RNA. NCBI's taxonomy places the organism in Eukaryota, Metazoa, Chordata, Actinopteri, Salmoniformes, Salmonidae. The record is from the annotation of a GenBank genome assembly.
CUGCUACGAGAGCUGAAACACCCCAACGUGAUUGGCCUGCAGAAAGUGUUCUUGUCUCACAGUGACAGAAAGGUGUGGCUCCUUUUCGACUAUGCCGAGCAUGACCUCUGGGUAAGUGAUUCAUCAUGACCACCAGUCUGACGACCAGUCUUUGUUCUUUGUUUGGAUGUUUCAUCAACCUGCUCUGUCUGUUGUUUCAUCUUUGUUCUUGACGUUUUCCUGUCUGUAAAGGGCAGUGUACGGUACAUGAUGUACCAGUAUGUAUGCAUGUUGUGGAACCUAGGUGUUUGAGUCCCUUGCUUGAUCAAUUUCUCUACGCCACUCCCUCUGGUCUCCUUUCAGCACAUCAUCAAGUUCCAUCGAGCCUCCAAGGCCAAUAAGAAGCCCAUGCAGCUGCCGAGAGGGAUGGUCAAGUCUCUCCUGUAUCAGAUUCUGGACGGGAUCCAUUACCUUCAUGCCAACUGGGUGCUUCACAGGGAUCUGGUGAGUAGUGUGUAGUACCAGUGUCCCUUUACAGUGUUGCUACACCUGCUCACUGACACCUCAUCCACUGAUCAGUCUUUACUGAUCUGUCCUUUUCCUAUUGGUCAUUGAUCUGAACUUUGAUACAGGCUGCUUUUAACCAAUAGGAUGCAUGCAAAUAAGUCACUUGUUUACUUGCAUAUCUAGGAGCAGCAAUGAGUGGUGUCCACUGCAAAAACGAUCCUAAAAGAAACCCUCUCGCCAGCUAACUGAAUCCUGUUAUGUUCUGGCAAAGGUGCUGUUAAAUCCUUGUACAGUUUAUUAUUAGGAUUUGAAAGCCUUUGGCUGUGGAACAAAGUGUCUCGGCUGGUUAAUGUUGUCAAUUCUGCUCCCCUACCCUCACCAACCACCACCACCCAGCCUGUACUCUAGCACCCAUGUGAGAUUUUCUCCCCCACAGUUUUCCCACAGUGUUUUCAGUGGUGUGUAUUCAUGGAUGCCAAGGGAAGCCAGGCUUCCCCAAAGAAUUGACCAAGAAAAAAAGAAAAUAAAAAUGUGUCUUUCGUCUGUCUGUGUUUCAUAAUUGUCCUUCAUUUCGCAAGAGGCUGAAUUUAUCUCACCGGAGAAACCUUGCGAGCGAGUGAAACAGCACCCCUCUGUCUCAGUAUAUGUAGGCCAUCUAUAUGAUGCUGUCUGGUCAACAAGGGUAUGACAUUGUUGCCACCCAUAGCAUUGAAUGCAAGAGAAGCCAGCGAGCAUUUUGCUUCCCUUGAUAAAAAAAUUAUAAAAUCAUACCCAAUCAACGUUGACCUAAACUGAGUGAGCUCAACUGUGAAUGGUCCCGGUGCACCAAAAAAAAAGUUUAAAGGGAAGCCAGUUUGGAUUUGGCUUCACACCAAUCACAAGCCAAACAUUAUUUACAUAAUUGUUUUUAAUUUUUGCAUCUCUUUGUGGCGUUGUCCUCCGGUGGCUAGCUAGCUAGCAAAAAUUGUCCCUUUCCUAAAUUAGCCAUGGAUGGAGAUGGGGAUUUGGACUUUGGUUUUACGUAAUUAUCUGUCCUGGCCAAUGAUUAUAACGACGAUUCUGAUUUAACCAUAAAUUCAUACAUUGGGACCCUGGCCUGAGAGGAUGGAAGUUCAAUGUGUAGCUAGAUUGUAGUAGGCUAAUGUUAACUAGCUGGCCUGGCACAUCGUUGCCCAUGAAAGGAAGUUAAGCUAGCGAGCAAGCAUUUUAGCCAGGUAGGCUAGAACAACAAAAAUGAAAGUGUGUUGUGUAUGACAGAGUCAUGAAAGAGAGGAGGAUAGCAUUGGUGUUUCUGGGUGAGUCAACAUGUUUUUUUCUACUUGCACGCACGCACACACACAGAAAUAAGUACCAUGGACAGCCAUAUCAUAUUUCGCUUUCAUUGAUUGGACUAAAUUGUUCUUGGUAUCUUAGUUGUCACUGUAAUAGACUAAACAUAGGUGAUUUGAGGAUGAUGAAAUAUUGAAGUUGAAAUGGUGCUGGAAUAGUGGAGGCAGCUCCUGUUUUCUUUGUGACUUGCGGUAACUCUCUGUGGUUCUAAAUCAAUAGUUGUUUAGUAUUCCGAAAAUGUUGAAAACAUUAACUUGCUUGACCAUGCUGUAGUGUAACUGUUUGUUUGUGGGCAGAUGUUGCUCUCUGGUUUUGUGAUGAAACAGAGGUGUGGUUGAAUAUAUUCUGCCACUGUGUCUUCUCAUUGUCUUGUCCUUAGGCCUAUAUAUCACGGUGGCAAGGGAUAUUUACAUUUUCAUUUUAGUCAUUUAGCAGACGCUCUUAUCCAGAGCGACUUACUAACAGGUUAUAGAGCAAACAGCGCAAUUAUCACAACAGGUUGUAAUAUGCCUUUUUUUUUCUGGCUUGGCUUCCUCAGUGAUUUUACUCAUGCACCGCUGCACAGUGUUUUCCUGGAAGGCCAGGCUGUUCACCUACCUCUGCUGGGCUCAUUGUAACGGAAGGUCAGAGUUAGUCCUGGGCCCAGCUGCAGCAAGGUCACAGGGUUGUUCUCUUGCUCACAUUCUCUUAUCUGGCUGUGGAAACCUCAUCAGGUUCUUGCAACACAGGAGCUCUCUCUCAUCUCUCUCUGCAGCUCCUUAUUAAGACGUUUUUUUUUUGUAGCUUGAGAAUAUUUUUUGAUCAUCUGAUUGGCUUAAACCCAACAUAUUAUGGUGCAACUUGGACAUUCUAUGAUAAGGGCUAGGCUAUAUUACAUUGUUAUAACACUGUAUAACACCGUAUAACACCAUAAAACAAAAGCAUAACACACGCCAACUUGCUUAUGGAAAGCCAAUAGUUUGUGUAAUGCCAGCCAGUGUGAGUUGCUAUUAGCGGCACCGGCUGUGUCAUUAUUAUAUUGAUAGCAGUGAACACAGGAUAAUUGCAAUGAGUAGUAGUGGACUGUUGCAAAGAUAUGUUCCUGAUAAGAAAACGCAUCAUGUACGUGGAUGGAUGAACGGGUAGUAGAUCAUCUUAUCUAUUCUAACUCAUUGAUGCUAGCUGUUUGAUGUUCACUCCCUGCACACUAAUUGAGUCAGUCAAAUGACGUGACUUCCGAUUCAUUCCGUCACUGGAGAGGCAGAGCAAAUCAGAGAGUGAAUCUGCAAAUCCCACAGCUACAGGAAUCUUAUAAGGCCUCCAUCAGGCCUUCCCUUCUUAUGUAAUCUCUCUCAGCUCUCCCAGAUGGCAGCGUGGUGCUAAAUACAGUGGGAUCUAUCAAUCAGGGCCUCUGCCUCAGUCACUGGGCCUACCACAUCAGUCUGAGUGGAGAAAUGCAGAGAUGCAGUUUACAGAGCAUGUAUGUAUUGUAGUCAUACUGUUAUUAAUGGCCUGUAGGCUUACUGUUAUUGGUGGGGUUCUUUUGGAGUUGAAAUCUGAUUGAUAACAUUCAGAAGAUAGUGGACCACGCUGUUGAUGAUGGGCAUUGCUAAGCAGUUUAUGACAUGGUAAUAGCGGAUUGCUAUAGUUCUGCUUAGAGAUUCCAUAGCAUAAGCAGGUAUUUAAUGCCUGGUCAAUAUAUGUGGUUAAUGAAUCAUCCAGGAUACAACAGAAUGGACAAAACGGAAAUGCUCUUGUGUGUUUGAUUUCAUGUGUCUGACCUCGAACACUAAUAGGCUUAGGGUUAGUCCUGCCCUAGCUGCCUGCCUGUUGCACAAGCAAGCCUUUAUCUAAGCAGAGGCCAGGGCUUUUGUCAGUACUACACUCUUUGGAAAAAAAAAAAAGGUGCUAUCUUGAACCUAAAAGGGUUCCUCGGCUGUCCCCAUAGGAGAACCAUUUGAAAAACCCUUUUUGGGUUCUACAUGGAACCCAAAAGGGUUUUACCUGGAACCAAAAAGGGUGCUCCUAUGGGGACAGCCGAAUAACCCUUUUGGAACCCUUUUUUCUAUGAGUGUACUGUACAUGGUCAGCAUCUAGCUAUAGCUACUGCUGGAAUUAAAACACACUCCCACAGUAGCUAGUGCUGUUUUGCUCAUUUCAUUGGAGGUCAAACUCUCCUUAACCUGAACAUCAACUCUUCCGGCCCUUAACUAUUUUCUUAGCCACAAGAUGAAUUUCUCAGUUGUCACUUUCUCUGUAUCUGAUUCCAGAUAAAGGUUGAUGUAUUGCAGUUUAAUGUGCUUUCUCAAAGCUAGCACUUCCUGCUAUUGUGGAUAAAGGCCUAUGCAAAUUCCACUCUCAAGCUGCUGGUGUUGGGAAUUGGCAUAUGUGAGUAUCUGUUUUGCACAAUAAGUUUGUUGGCCUUUUCAUUGUGAAAUUGUCCUGAAUACGAAAGAGUCAAGUCCCCUUCUCUACCACUUUCUAGACGUAUACCUCGGAUUUUGCUGUUCAUUGAAAAAUGCCACAUUCCACCCCGCCUGGAUAUGGGGCGGUUUUCUAUCCAUUUUUACUCCCCAGUAAUUUUGGGGGAGGUGUGUUAGAGUUAGGCUAGAGGAGGGAGUACCGCGGGCAGCAUUCCUAAUCUCCUGGGGGAAUAGUUAUUCAAGCGACUCAGUCUUUUAUCAACAGCCACAGGGGUAGAUACGAGUAACUGCAUGUCUUUCAUUGCUCCCUCCACCACUCACUUUGCCUGUUAUGCAACACUCAACCUUGUGCUGCGCUGCAGAGAAACCAGUCUACCCUACCCCUCCUCUCCAGCAAGCCAAGCAGCCCCGCCCCCUGCUCCUGCCUAAGUUAUGUAACCCACACCAGCCAGAGCAGUUGGAUCCCUCCCCCACCAUGCUGACUGCAGCUGUACUCCAAGCCAAAUCUUUACCUGAAUACUGCAAUAAUUCCUAUCUCUGCCAGAAACAAAUGUUUGAGGUUGAAAAUGCCUUAAAGAAAGUCAAUAUGUACAUCCUGUAUCCACGUUACACUGAGAGUAAAGUCAGGUUUCAGCUGCAGCAAAUAUAUGUGCUAGGCUGCUCUCUCUCGCUCUCUCUCUCUCACCUGCCUAUGAUGGCUCGUUUUCAUGACUAAUAAAGGACGUGCCCGCUGAUGUAAUGGAAUAUUGUUCAUAGCUGGAGUAAUCCCUGGCUCCCCGUAGUCACGUGCUACAUGUGCCACUAGGAAAUGUCUAGGAAAAACAGCAUCCACACCAACUGUCCUUUGUCUGAAUAUGUACUGUGUGUUCCCUCCCUAGGUCUAUAUCCUGUGUGGAGUGGGCUGUGGCAGGCCUGCGCUGCUAUAACUCAUGGUGCAGUAAGGAAUGUGGUUCUGAUAGUAGAAUGGUUAAUGCUUGUGUGCCGAGAAAAAACGGGUCGUUACUUAAUCAUAAGACAUGUAGGAAGAAGAAGAAAAAAUACUACUACAGCGAAAGCAAGGUCAAAGACACUGAAUUAAUAAUAGCACUGCUGUAUGGUUCCCAGUACAUGUAAAGAUAGACUUGCUUGCCAAAAACAGGGCUAUUUUUGACUCAACAGGGGGGGUAUGUUUUUUGUGAAAGACAGGCACCUCCUUAGGGAUUGAAUUUUCAGGGAUAUUUGUUUUCCGGUCCCAUUCUCACGAAACCUCCUUACAUUUCUGGGAAGCUAAGCACAUGUUAGAGUCUAUAAAAUCCAAACUUUUGUAGAAAAACAAUAUCAGACAGCAAUAUUACAACCUCAAUUCAGUAAUCAGUUUACUUUUUCAUUGCCCAUUCAUCCAAUCUCUGUUUUUAUGUGAGCUUUUUGAUAAUUAUUGUUCACCUGUAUGGAAAUAUGAUCUCUUUAAACGUAGGGUCAGUGAAAAGGAAUGUCUUUGGCCUGAAUGUAAAUUAUUAGCCCAGUUAUUUAGAAUUUGAAAGAGGAGCCAGUGCCAGUCAUUUGGGAGUGAAAAGAGACCCUCCUCGAGGGAGUCGUCAUUGUGUUUGCCGAUGGCGGUGUUUUGUUGUGUGUUUGAAUAAUAGAGCUCAUUAUUAGUGGGGUUCCUAUAGCAACAGCCCCUGUUUAUUGAGGAGACUGAAUCCUAUGAGUUUAAGAUUCACACACAGACUCAGGGGACUGACAGACGAUUGAUGGAUACAUGAUUAAAUAAACAAUGGGCAGGUAGCCUACUGUGUGAGCAUAGUCAUUGGAACAGAAUGACACACUCAAUUGACGAUGAGUUUUGGAUGUGCUGUGUACCUUUUACACUUAGAUGACAUGAAUGUGCAGUAUGGCUAAUGUAUACUGAACAAAAAUAUAAACGCAACAUGCAACAAUUUCAAUGAUUUUACUGAGUUACAGUUCAUAUAACGGAGCGGCAGUUCGCUUAGUGCGUAAGAGCGUUGUGCCAGUAACCGAAAGGUUGCUGGUUCUAAUCCCCGAGCUGACUAGGGCAAAAAUCUGUCGAUGUUCCCUUAAGCAAGGCACUUAACCCUAAUUGCUCCUGUAAGUCGCUCUGGAUAAGAGCGUCUGCUAAAUGACUAAAUAAAUAAAUAAAUAAGGAAAUCAGUCAAUUUAAAUAAAUGAGGCCCUAAUCAGCAUUCCAGGUGAAGCUGGUUGAGAGAAUGCCAAGAGUGUGCAAAGCUGUCAUCAAGGCAAAGGGUGGCUAUUUGAAGAAUCUCAAAUCUCAAAUAUAUUUUGAUUUAUUUAACACUUUUUUGGUUACUACAUGAUUCCAUAUGUGUUAUUUCAUAGUUUUGAUGUCUUCACUAUUAUUCUACAAUGUAAAAAUAAAGAAAAACCCUUGAAUGAGUAGGUGUUCUAAAACUUUUGACCGGUAGUGUAGGUGUACAUAUAAUGUAAAUAUAUACUCUGCAAUUUGAAUUGUUGGUACACAAACUGUCUGGCCUAGAUUCAUAUUUUUUCAUGCUUCUCAAUGUGUCCGGGAUUAAAUUGGCUAGGUGGUUCUGGUGUCAUGCAAGUAAACCACAGAGCUAUAUACAGGGCACCAUAAUAUCAUGCCUCCCCAAAGCCCCAAAACACAGACUCAGACAGAGAACAUUAUUGUGUUGUUGGAAGCAAUGUCCCAAAGGCACAGGCAUGCUUCAACACCAUGGUAGACCUUGAUAUCAACGAUCAGUAGAAUCAUUGAUGGAGCAAUCUUUCACCGUAAUAGUUUGACCUCUUUUUUUGUCUUUGGCAGUGUGGAGGUCAGUAGCGUAACUUACUUUCCAUUUGGCAUGCUCUGCCUCUGUUAUUUGUAUGUUACACUGGUAUUGCCCAAACCUCCCUUCUAAAAGUCAUUGGACAUGCAUGACAUUUUAGUCUAUUAUUUUAUAAACCUGUGUCAUGGAAAUUACCACCAGGGACGCCUGAUGUCAAUAAUAAAUGAAUCAUUAUUUAUUUUCAGCAAGCUGGAGAGGUUCCAACAAACUCAAUGCACCAUAGUACACGUCAGUCGGGAGCUCCCCCGGGGUAGUCCCGUGUCACGAUCGUUACAGGAUGAAGCGGACCAAGGCGCAGCGUGAUAAGCGUACAUCUUUAUUAAUUAACGUACUUAACACACACAAACAAAACAACAAACCAAACGAUACGUGAAGUCCUAGGUUAUACACCAAAACAAACCUUACGGAACAAGAUCCCACAAUAAACAGUGCCAAACAAGCUGCCUAAGUAUUGCCCCCAAUCAGAGACAACGAGAAUCAGCUGCCUCUGAUUGGGAACGACCCUGGCCAACAUAGAAAUACACGAACUAGAACAAAACAUAGAAAAUAACACAUAGAAAAUCCACACCCUGGCUCAACAUAUAAGAGUCCCCAGACUCUAGUACCCCCCCCCCCCCAAAGGCGCGGACUGCGACCGCGCCAACCAAACACAAGAGGGUAGGGGCCGGGUGGGCAUUCCGCCUCGGAGGCGGAUCCGGCUCCGGGCGUGACCACCACUCUCUCUCUACCCCCCCGUAGCGCCCCUGGUCUGGUCUGGCCCCGCUGGCCGGAGCUGGACUGGACAUCGGUGGAGCGGAUUGCUUUGGCUCCGGUGUGGAGCAGCUGACCGGUGCCGGACCAGGCACCGGUGGAACAGGCACGGACCGUGCCGGACUGACGACGCGCACCACUGGCUUGGUGCGGGGAGCAGGAACGGGCCGGACCGGGCUGACGACGCGCACCACUGGCUUGGUGCGGGGAGCAGGAACGGGCCGGACCGGGCUGGCGACGCGCACCACUGGCUUGGUGCGGGGAGCAGGAACGGGCCGGACCGGGCUGACGACGCGCACCACUGUCUUGGUGCGGGGAGCAGGAACGGGCCGGACCGGGCUGGCGACGCGCACCACUGGUUUGGUGCGGGGAGCAGGAACGGGCCGGACCGGGCUGGCGACGCGCACCACAGGCUUGGUGCGAGGGACAGGAACAGGCCGGGCUGGACUGUGGAGACGGACUGGAGGUCUGGAACGGAGAGCUGACACAACCCGUCCUGGCUGAAUGCCUAUUUCCACACACUCUGUGUGAGGCACCAGCACAGGACGUACAGGGCUGUGCACUCGUACUGACACUACAGCACGUGGCACUGGCGCAGGAUAUCCGGGCCCGAGGAGGGGUACUGGAGGCCACGAGCGUUGAGCCGGCACACUCCGUCCUGGCUGCAUGCACACCUUAGCACGACACGUGCGUGGUGCUAGCACAGGACGUACCGGACUGUGCCGGAACACUCGCAGCACAGUACGUAGCUCCGCAUAACUCUGAACCUGCCCAGUCUCACGCUGCCUAGCCUGAGUACGGGGAGUUGGCUCUGCUCUACCUCUAGGCUCCGCCAACCACCCUUUCAGCCCCCCAAACCUGGUGGCCUCCUCUCCUAAAUCGCAGAUGCGCCCUGUAGCUGCCUCCAGCAGCCCCGUCGUCCAUGCCAUGUGCCCCCCCAAAAUGUUUUAUUGGGGUUGCCUCAUAAUUAAUUCAUCCAUUAACGUUUGGUUCAUUCAUGUAACCGACCAAUAUCUCACGAAGCUUCCUCUCUCCAAGCUGAGACCUAGAAACUGAGAUACCUCGUUUCGGUUCUCAAAGCAAUGUUCUGGGCGUACUGCCAAAUUACUUAUACUGAUAGUGAGGAUUCCUCCCAGGCACGAUCAAUCAGUCACUUGCAUGAACCCAGUCGAACUGGUUAUUAGAAAAGCACAAACAUUUUCCUUCACACCUGUAAAGUGAAUGUAACCUUAUUUCUAUGUUGUGUUUUCUUAGUUGGACUUGGAGCCUCUGAGGCUUCCCUGAAGGCUGAAGCACAUACAGAAGAUAGUUGACUAUUUGUCUCUCUCUCCUCUAGAAACCAGCCAACAUUCUGGUAAUGGGGGAGGGCCCAGAACGAGGAUGGGUGAAAAUCGGUAAGAUGGGCUAAAUGUACUGAAGUCAAUACACUGUAGAUGAUUGAUGGAGCGGGCUGCUGAUUCAGUGAUUAAAGGCUUAAAACUGUCAGUAGGUUGACAGAGAUAAUGUAUGUGUACUUAUAUUAUUUGUAUUCACAUUUUAAUGUAAAUUAAAUGUGAGCAAAACAGCUGAAUGAUGUGACCAUAGAUAAAUGAGUUUGUUGACUUGACUGAGCGUACAAUGGCUACAUCGUUUAACCUUCAGCCAGACUCUGAGAGGGUUUCUGAACACAGAGACACAGGGGCAGGCAGAGGGGCUUAAAAUGGCCACAUGACACUGAUCACACUAUUGCAUAACCCACUCCCCAGCAUGGCACUAUUUUGGGAUGAUGUCACAGGUCUGCAGUCCGGCUGGACUCUAUUUAUACCCUAACCCUGAGAGUCUAGUGUUCGUGCUAAGUUAUUGUUUUAGAGUCACAGGAUCCCCCUGGUGACACCCAUCACACCACACCAGACUUCACUUCGGGUCUUGCACAGACACAGAAGACUUACCCAUAAUAGAGAAUUACCUUCCCAUAAGACUACAGAAAUAAGACCUUCCCAUAAGACCACAGACCCUGACAUAGACUCCAGGUUCUGUGCAGACCUGGCCCAUAAGAUGACUUACUGACAGCAUUGACAUAAACACCAGCAUACAGUAUAUUUUGAUUGGACUUCAAUCCAAAUAUAUAUACAUUUGAUUUGAUUAGCCUGCUCUUGUGAGAGAGAAAAGGCUGUGGAAUUCAAGCGUGGUGGCUUUGACAAGCUAUACAUUGCCAACAAUAUAGCUUGCUCAACAGAGCCAGGGAUCAUCCCUGAAACCAAACACUACCUCCUUCACUGAAAUACCAGGUCAAAGGCUGCUUGGAAUGCUUGUGCUGCUAGUCACUAUCAAGUCUCUUCUGAUAGGGCUCUCCUGGCUUAAGACAUGGAGAGUAGAGUAGCCUUGAGUUGAGGCCGCCCUGUUUUUCAUUGUCAUUAAUUCAAGUUGAUACUAUGUUGUGUUUCCCCCACUCUAUCUUAUUCACGUUUUAGCUGACAUGGGCUUUGCCAGACUCUUCAACUCUCCUCUCAAACCCCUGGCGGACCUUGACCCCGUCGUGGUGACGUUCUGGUAUAGGGCCCCUGAGCUGCUGCUAGGGGCCCGACAUUACACCAAAGCAAUCGGUGAGUCAUUUGCCUUAACAUGAGAGGUACAUAGAAUCUGUUUCUGAACACUUCUACAUUAAUGUGGAUGCUACCAUGAUUAUGGAUAAUCAUUAAUGAAUCGUGAGUAAUGAUGAGUGAGAAAGUUACAGAUGCACAAAGUUCAUGCCCCCAAAUAUGAUAUAUGUAUGAUAUUUAUGCCUCUGUAACUUAUCAAAGCACCGCUGCAACGUGUUAUAUUUUACAGCGAAGGCUGCAAUAUUGUAUAUACAUUUGUUCAUAUGGGCAUAAUAUUUUAUAUAAAUUUUUGAAAUGGGCAGAAUAUUGUAUAAAAUAAAUAAAUAAAAAUGUGCUGCAUUUGUUGCCUUCCUUUUAGACAGUAUAGAACAAAUAAAACAGGGUUGGGAAAAUAACUUGAAAAAUGUCAUCCAUAAGCCUACUAGUACAUUCAUGAAUCAAUAAAAAAAUUUGCACAUAUACACAAAUAAAUGGUAUUUCAACCUUGUAAUAAUUCAUUUCCUUUCAAUUUGCUCUAUAUAAUCUAAUUAUCAAUAUAAUAAAACUAGGCCUAUGAUAUUUCCUUAAAUAGGCCUAGCUACUCAAACAUCAUAAUUGACUUUAGCAAGGGCUGUGCAGAUUCAUUCAUUUCCGCACAUGAGGAGUUUUUUAGGAUAGGCUAAUUAUUAGAGGUUCAGCACCGCUGAUUGUCGGCAGUCUUUCCAUCGAUUGGAGGAGUAUUAGGCUAUAGUGAUCGGCACCAAUAGCCUAUGUAAAGUCUGUAUCAAUAGGCUACUAGUAGCAUUUUUGGGAUAUGAAAAGGAGAAGGAAAUAUGACUGAACUGCGCAUAGGAAAGUGUCCAGACGACUGUGAGCUGAUUGACCAGUAGGCUAGGUAUGAAUGUUCUGAAAGCUUAGUCAUCUGAAUACGAAACCCAUCGACCCCUUUUGGGCCAUCAGCGGAACAAAAGUAUUGUCGAGUCUAUGAGAUGGUACGCUAUUAACGGCAGCACCGCUUUAUCAAAUGUUCAUAUUGAUAUUUUAGGCUUCGCAUGUGAAAACAGUUUUCUUGGGCACACAAAUCCAAAAUGAUGUAUGUGAUUGCAAAAUCGAAUGCUUCUAACUUGCGUGGUUCUUCAAUAGGCUAUACAUAGGCUAAUAGACUUACUUGAUUAUCUGCUGUUGUCUGCUUGAUUUGCAGCAGGGUCUAGAAGAUUUAACCGAGAAAGCAUCAAGGUAAUGAGUUAAUGUUUUCAUAUGUUUCUGUGCGACGGAUUGGACAAUGAGUCUAGGCUACUGUGCGCAAUUGUGUAGGAUAGCCUAUUGCAUACUGUACGCAUCGUAGUACCUUCCACAAAACGUUUUGCUUGACAAAGAUACGUAAGCAUAACUUGCUCACUCACGAGUAUUCACGAUUCAUUCAUGUUUAUCUGUAAUCAUGGUAGCAUCCACAUUAAGGUAGAAGUGUUUAGAAACAUAUUAUAUUCUUAUUUACAAUAAAAGUGACUCCAAAAUGACACAAUGCAUUAUUUACCAUUAAUUUUUAUUGGGCACAACAUCAUCUGAAACACAACCAAAACAAACUGCAAAUGCAUCCAACAAGUUUGUGAGCCACAAGCUUGAUGUAGUCAUUGUGUGUUUUUACUUAAUUUAAUACACUAUACAGUGGGGGAAAAAAGUAUUUAGUCAGCCACCAAUUGUGCAAGUUCUCCCACUUAAAAAGAUGAGAGAGGCCUGUAAUUUUCAUCAUAGGUACACGUCAACUAUGACAGACAAAUUGAGAAAGAAAUUCCAGAAAAUCACAUUGUAGGAUUUUUAAUGAAUUUAUUUGCAAAUUAUGGUGGAAAAUAAGUAUUUGGUCACCUACAAACAAGCAAGAUUUCUGGCUCUCACAGACCUGUAACUUCUUCUUUAAGAGGCUCCUCUGUGCUCCACUCGUUACCUGUAUUAAUGGCACCUAUUUGAACUUGUUAUCAGUAUAAAAGACACUUAUCCACAACCUCAAACAGUCACACUCCAAACUCCACUAUGGCCAAGACCAAAGAGCUGUCAAAUGACACCAGAAACAAAAUUGUAGACCUGCACCAGGCUGGGAAGACUGAAUCUGCAAUAGGUAAGCAUCUUGGUUUGAAGAAAUCAACUGUGGGAGCAAUUAUUAGGAAAUGGAAGACAUACAAGACCACUGAUAAUCUCCCUCGAUCUGGGGCUCCACGCAAGAUCUCACCCCGUGGGGUCAAAAUGAUCACAAGAACGGUGAGCAAAAAUCCCAGAACCACACGGCGGGACCUAGUGAAUGACCUGCAGAGAGCUGAGACCAAAGUAACAAAGCCUACCAUCAGUAACACACUACGCCGCCAGGGACUCAAAUCCUGCAGUGCCAGACGUGUCCCCCUGCUUAAGCCAGUACAUGUCCAGGCCCGUCUGAAGUUUGCUAGAGUGCAUUUGGAUGAUCCAGAAGAGGAUUGGGAGAAUGUCAUAUGGUCAGAUGAAACCAUAAUAUAACUUUUUGGUAAAAACUCAACUCGUCGUGUUUGGAGGACAAAGAAUGCUGAGUUGCAUCCAAAGAACAUCAUACCUACUGUGAAUCAUGGGGGUGGAAACAUCAUGCUUUGGGGCUGUUUUUCUGCAAAGGGACCAGGACGACUGAUCCGUGUAAAGGAAAGAAUGAAUGGGGCCAUGUAUCGUGAGAUUUUGAGUGAAAACCUCCUUCCAUCAGCAAGGGCAUUGAAGAUGAAACGUGGCUGGGUCUUUCAGCAUGACAAUGAUCCCAAACACACCGCCCGGGCAACGGAGUGGCUUCGUAAGAAGCAUUUCAAGGUCCUGGAGUGGCCUAGCCAGUCUCCAGAUCUCAACACCAUAGAAAAUCUUUGGAGGGAGUUGAAAGUCUGUGUUGCCCAGCGACAGCCCCAAAACAUCACUGCUCUAGAGGAGAUCUGCAUGAAGGAAUGGGCCAAAAUACCAGCAACAGUGUGUGAAAACCUUGUGAAGACUUACAGAAAACGUUUGACCUGUGUCAUUGCCAACAAAGGGUAUAUAACAAAGUAUUGAGAAACUUUUGUUAUUGACCAAAUACUUAUUUUACACCAUAAUUUGCAAAUAAAUUUAUUAAAAAUCCUACAAUGUGAUUUUCUGGAAAAAAUAUUAUCAUUUUGUCUGUCAUAGUUGACGUGUACCUAUGAUGAAAAUUACAGGCCUCUCUCAUCUUUUUAAGUGGGAGAACUUGCACAAUUGGUGGCUGACUAAAUACUUUUUUUCCCCACUGUAAGUGAAUUUGUCCAAAUACUUGUGACACCUUUAAAUGGAGUAACCAGAUACAUAAAGUGCUUUCAUUUCUAAACAGUAAAACAGAUAUGUAUGAAAAUACCCUAAAAUAAAUGGUGACAUUCUGUACUGUCGCCUCCUAUAAAACAUUUGAUCUCAAAUCCAAAAUGCUGGAGUAUAGAGCCAAAUUAAUCCUUUAUGUCAACACAUACUGGAGGAGUUACUGGCUAGCUAAAGUUGUUAGCUUAGCUAACGAACUAGCUACGUCGGUCGCGGCGCGCAUGACCAGAAUGACAAAUUGACGAACCACCAAAGGCACACUCUAUUUCUGUUAAAAAAUUGAGAAAGGGGCGGAGUUGGGGCUUUUUUUGUGCCCAAAGUCGAACUUCAAAGCACAUUUUCUGCAAUUCCUCAAAUAAUUCCAUGGGGCGGAGAACAUUUUGUAGUUUUAAAACUAAUUUCAUGCAGUUCUACUCAUUUUGCCAUGGAGUGGAGAGAAAAUGUUGCAGUUUUAAAUCUAAUUUCCUGCAAUUCUACACAUUUUGCCAUGACAUUUCGGCCUCCUGUAGCUCAGUUGGUAGAGCAUGGCUCUUUCAACGCCAGGGUUGUGGGUUCGAUUCCCACGGGGGGCCAGUAUGAAAAAUGUAUGCACUCACUAACUGUAAGUCGCUCUGGAUAAGAGCGUCUACUAAAUAACUAAAAUCUAAAUGUAAAUGUACUUGUGCCAUAUUCAUAUGAUCUGUGUGAGAGUGACUAACAAAAUCAAUGUGGGCCCCCUGGAGGUCACGGCCCCUGGGCACAUGGCCUGCGUGCCCGUUCGGUAAUUUGGUGAUGAUUACUACAAGGUUUAAAUAGCUGGCUAGACUACUUUACAUUGCAAUCCCAAAAAUAUUAGCUGAGGGACUGUCAGUGACUUACAUAACAAGUGGAAAACUGCUGAUGCACUACCAAAUGUUGAAAUUGCACCUUGUGUAUUCUACUUUUCUAACAAUCAAAGUUGAGACCACGACUGAGUUCCUAAGAAAAAAGAUGGGGCCUCCUAUUGGCCGCGUGGCCCUACGCGCAGCACUUAGUCUGCGUAUAGGAAGAGGCGGCUCUGCUCAGAGCCAUAUAAACAGCUUUAGUAAGCCUCAGUAUACAUGGGCAUUCACAUGUGGACAUUCACAUAUACAGUACCAUGUGGGUGUCGUUGACUGCUGGGCCUGACAGGCAGUGAGAUGCAUGGUCUUUAACUGCAUGAGGGGUGUGUCUUCUUGUGUAUAAUUAGCUAGAUGACAUCCCAGGAAUACUUGCCUGGGAAUGGCAAAUAUAAAUGGCAUAUACGGUGUCUUGCAAAAGUAUUCAGACCCCUUAGAUUUCUUCAUUUUAUUGUGGGAUUCAUAUGGAUUUAAUUGUCAUUUUUUGUCAACACUCUACACAAAAUACUCUAAUGUCAAAGUGGAAGAAAAAUGUAAAUAAGAAAUAAGAGUUAAUACAAAUAUAAUAAAUCAAAUAUAGUCGUUGCAUAAGUAUUCAGCUUCCCGAGUACAUACAUGUUAGAAACACCUUUCUGAGUAAGUCUCUACCUGGAUUGUGCCAUAUUUGCCUAUUAUUAUUAUUUUUUUAUUCUUCAAGCUCUUUUAAAGUCUUGCCUUAGUAUUUCAAGCAGAUUUAAGUCAAAACUGUAAAACUGGCCACUUAGGAACAUUCACGGCCUUCUUGGUAAGCAACUCCAGUGUAGAUUUGGCCUUGUGUUGUAGGUUAUUGUCCUGCUGAAAGGUGAAUUACUCUCCCAGUGUCUGGUGUAAAGCAGACUGAAGCAGGUUUGCUCUAGGAUUUUGCCUGUGCUUAGCACUAUCCCAUUUCUUUUUAUCCUGAAAAACUCCCCAGUAUGUGAUGUGAUGUCAAGUAUACCCACAACAUGAUGCAGCCAACACCAUGCUUGAAAAUAAGAAGUUACUCAGUGAUGUGUUGUGUUGGAUUUGCCCCAAAUAGGGCUUUGCAUUUAGGCCAAAAAGUAUUACUUUAGUACCUUGUUGCAUACAAGAUGCAUGUUUUGGAAUAUUUGUAUAUUUGUGUUCUUCUUUUCACUCUGUCAUUUAGGUCAUUAUUGUGGAGUCACUACAAUGUUGUUGAUCCAUCCUCAGUUCUCUACCAUCACCAUGCACACUCUUGGCAUUCUCUCAACCAGCUUCAUGAGGUAGUCACCUGGAAUGCAUUUCAAUUAACAGGUGUGCCUUCUUAAAAGUUAAUUUGUGGAAUUUAUUUCCUUCUUAAUGCGUUUGAGCCAAUCAGUUGUGUUGUGACAAGGUAGGGGUGGUAUAUAGAAGAUAGCCCUAUUUGGUAAAAGACCAAGUCCAUAUUUUGGCAAGAACAGCUCAAAUAAGCAAAGAAACGACAGUCCAAUAUUACUUUAAGACAUGAAGGUCAGUCAACCCGGAAAAUUUCAAGACCUUUGAAAGUUUCUUCAAGUCCAGUCGCAAAAACCAUCAAGCGCUAUGAUGAAACUGGCUCUCAUGAGGACCGCCACAGGAAAGGAAGACCCAGAAUUACCUCUGCUGCAGAGGAUAAGUUCAUUAGUGUUACCAGCCUCAGAUUGCAGCCCAAAUAAAUGCUUCACCGAGUUCAAGUAACAGACACAUCUCAACAUCAACUGUUCAAAGGAGACUGUGUGAAUAAGGCCUUCAUGGUCGAAUUGCUGCAAAGAAACCACUACUAAAGGACACCAAUAAUAAGAAGAGACUUGCUUGGGCCAAGAAACACGAGCAAUGGACAUUAGACUGGUGGAAAUCUAUCCUUUGGUCUGAGUCCAAAUUUGAGAUUUUUGGUUCCAACCGCCGUGUCUUUGUGAGACGCAGAGUAGGUGAACGGAUGAUCUCCGCAUGUGUGGUUCCCACCGUGAAGCAUGGAGGAGGAGGUGUGAUGGUGUGGGGGUGCGUUGCUGGUGACACUGUUUGUAAUUUCUUUAGAAUUCAAGGCACACUUAACCAGCAUGGCUACCACAGCAUUCUGCAGCGAUACUCCAUCCCAUCUGGUUUGCGCUUAGUGGGACUAUCAUUUGUUUUUCAACAGGACAAUGACCCAAAACACACCUCCAGGCUGUGUAAGGGCAAUUUGACCAAGAAGGAGCGUGAUGGAGUGCUGAAUCAGAUGACCUGGCCUCCACAAUCACUGACCUCAACCCAAUUGAGAUGGUUUGGGAUGAGUUGGACCGCAGAGUGAAGAAAAAGCAGCCAACAAGUGCUCAGCAUAUGUGGGAACUCCUUCAAGACUGUUGGAAAAGCAUUCCUCAUGAAGCUGGUUGAGAGAAUGCCAAGAGUGUGCAAAGCUGUCAAGGCAAAGGGUGGCUACUUUGAAAAAUCUAAAAUAUAUUUUGAUUUGUUAACACUUUUUUGGUUACUACAAGAUUCCAUAUAUGUUAUUUCAUAGUUUUGAUGUCUUCACUAUUAUUCUACAAUGUACAAAAUAAAGAAAAACCCUUCAAUGAAUAGGUGUGUCCGAACUUUUGACUGGUACUGUACAUAAUGGACAACAUAAUUAUUAACUAGACCAUAUUUAAAUAGAUAUUCAAUGUCAGAUUUGUUAUUGUUAACCAUCUACUAAUCACUGCCGUUUUUACGAGGCUUUCAAAAAGCUCCCUGGUCUUUGUAGUUUUUAAAAAUUUGUAUUUAUAUCGCUCUUAUCCAAAACGACUUACAGGAGCAAUUAGGGUUAAGUGCCUUGCUCAAGGGCACCGACAGAUUUUUCACCUAGUAGGCUCGGGGAUUAGAACCAGCGACCUUUCGGUUACUGGCACAACGCUCUUAACCACUAAGCUACCUGCCGCCCCUAGUUGAAUCUGUGCUUGAAAUUCAAUACUUGACUGAGGGACCUUACAGAUGUUGCAUGUAUGGGGACAGAGGAAGGGUUAUGUCAACCCCUAUUAUUUCCCACAGAGUGAGUCCAUGUAACGUUUUAUGUGAUUUGUUAAGCCAACUUUUACUCCUGAACAAAGUUAGGCUUGCCUAAACAAAGGAGCUGAAUACUUAUACUAUAUUUUAGUUAUUGCAUUUUUUAUUAAUAAAAAAAUUAAAUAUUAUUUCACUUUGACAUUACAUAGUAUUUUGUGUAUAUUGUUGACAAAAAAAAUCAAUUAAAUUCAUUUUAAUCCCACUUUAUAACACAAGAAAUCCAAGGGGUCUGAAUACUUUUGAAGGCAAAAGUUCACCCAUAAAAGGAUUCAUUCAUUCAAGGUUUAUACAAAUAUGUCCAUUCAAUAGAGAAUUCAGUCAGAAAAACAAUAGUCCCAACCCGAUGGCUCUACCAUAUAUGGUUCAAACGUUACGGACGAUUUACUCUGAGAAUGUAGCAUGUUUUAGAUUGAAUGGAAUGUCAUCACAGGCAUGAUCAAAAAGUGGUCAUUGCUCAAUAGAACUCUGUGGCGCUGCUCCGUGGCAGAACAGCGCUAACUUCGAACAUCAACACACUUAAAAGCCUUAGGCAUUCACUACAGCCAUCACAAUUAGAUUAGAUGGGUCUAUUAGCCACAUGCACAGGGUCGCAGAUGUAAUUACAGGGUACAGUCAAAUUCUUAAGCAGAAUUCUUAAGAGGAAACUCCUGUGACUGUCCAGUCUCAUUAGUGUGAGAGAGAUUCGGAUACACCUUCAAGUUUAGAGGAGUUUAUUUUGUGUCCGUCCCUGCUAAGGUAUAGGCUCAGACCACUCAGUCUAAUUGCUAACUGCUUGUCUAUCUGAUGCAGACAUUUGGGCGAUCGGCUGCAUCUUUGCGGAGCUGCUGACGUCGGAGCCCAUCUUCCACUGUCGCCAGGAGGACAUUAAGACCAGUAACCCAUUCCACCACGACCAGCUGGACAGGAUAUUCAGUGUCAUGGGCUUCCCAGCAGGUCUGACCAGCACACACACACCUGAUAAGACCAUGUAAAACAUGAAGUAAAAACCCAGUUAGAUUCUCACGGUCAUGAAAGUCAUGAUGUAUAGUAUUUGGUAAAGUCAUCAUCAACCUUGUCCUUCUCAUGUACUUGUUGUCAUACAAUAUGUACAGUAGAUUACAUUAUCCUCUGAAGGCAGCAAGUAUAAGAAUUGGUUUUAAAGUGACUGAAGUUUUUUUGUCUUUUUGAAUUGGUCAGAUAAAGAUUGGGAAGACAUCAGGAAGAUGCCUGAGUACCCCACCCUUCAGAAAGACUUCAGGAGAAUGACGUGAGUGGAGAAGGCUUGACAUUCUGACAAUACCUGGGCUUUCUCGGCUGUCAAAAGAUACCUGAACCUUUCACACACAUCUAACAUCACAUUUGAGCCUUUCUCUCAGGCUGACAGCCUUCUGUGACUAUUCACUUGCGUUAAAGAUGUCUGUUUUACCUGUGCUGUGCUUCACCCAUUCACAGGUAUGCAAAUAGCAGCCUAAUCAAAUACAUGGAGAAGCAUAAAGUCAAACCUGACAGCAAGGUUUUCCUGUUGGUAAGCACACCUUCUAGUAACCAUUAGAUGCUUGAACUUUAUUGCCAGUUUAUGGAGGGCAUGCUACUGCUACCUUGAUUUACACUGGAGAGUAUAGGAUAAGGACCAAUCUAGAUAUAAGAGCUGUAAAACCAAUAGGCCUAGCUGGCUGAUUGGGUUUGCUUGGUACCACUAGCCUAGUGUUCAUCCACCACUUUUCAGCUCCAGAAACUCCUCACAAUGGACCCCACCAAAAGGAUUACUUCUGAACAGGCACUGCAGGACCCAUAUUUCCUGGAGGACCCCUUGCCAACCUCCGAGUGAGACCUACUAAACUUUAUUUUCCAAACUCAGUCAUGAUCAUAGCCACUCUCUCCACACAUAAACACGUUCACAUCUUCACCAUGAGAAGUCUGUUUGAUAAACUAACAAUGGAGGUCGUUGAUUCAGUGAACUUAAAACAGACCACUUCCAAAUCAUUCCUUUCGUAGUCUGGUAUUUUUUGAAUUUCUAGUUUCCUGUUUUUAUCUUGGUCAGUCUGGUUGUGAUUUGGUUUCUUGACAUAGAUAUAAAAAAAAAAAAAAAAAAUAUAUAUAUAUAUAUAUUUGUACGCACCACACCCAGCUACUCAGUUAUUUCACAAACAACUGAUUGUGUGUAUCCCUCGUCUCAUUCUCUCCUGUAGUGUGUUUGCCGGAUGUCAGAUACCUUACCCGAAACGAGAGUUUCUAAACGAAGACGAGCCAGAAGAGAAAACAGAGAAGGUAAAUAGUUUUGUUGAAAUGGUUUGGGCUAUAGACUAAAGGUGAAAUACUAGGAUAUGCAUCGAGAACCCCUCACAAUCUCCCUCACUAACUUUAAGCGUCAGUUGUCAGAGCAGCUUACCGAUCACUGCACCUGUACACAGCCUUUCUGAAAUUAGCCCACCUCAUCCCCAUAUUGUUAUUUAUUUUGCUAAUUUGCACCCCAGUAUCUCUAUUUGCACAUGUAUCAUUCCAGUGUUAAUACGAAAUUGUAACUAUUUUACACUAUGGCCUAGUUAUUGCCUUACCUCCAUAACAUUCGCACACACCGUAUAUAUAUUUUCUGUUGUAUUUUUGACUUUAUGUUUUGUUUACCCCAUAUGUAACUCUGUGUUGUUGUUUUUAUCGCACUGCUUUGCUUUAUCUUGGCCAGGUCGCAGUUGGAAAUGAGAACUUGUUCUCAACUGGCUUACCUGGUUAAAUAAAGGUGAAAUAAAAAAUAAAAAUAAAUAUGCUGUUAUUAACAAUUGUCAUCAUGCUGUCUAGAGAGAACCAAAACACCUUAACCCUUUACACUCGUGGGAAUUGGCCUAUAUGGAUAGGGAUCAAUUGAAAUGUGUCUUACAGAAGGAAUAUGGAAAGCAUAUGCAUAACCAUGGUAGCAAUUAAAAGGGAACAGUUUGGAGAUUAUUGGAAAAUUAUUAGACUAAAGGUGAGGACAAAACAGUUAAACUGACACAAGACUGAAUCCAAACAUUACACUGUGGAUUUUAUGUGCAUUUUACAUUUACUGUACUUUUCGCCACAUUUGUUGAUAACGAAAUAUGAAAAUACUCAUGAUACAUUCAGUAACAUGAUAGAAAUAUUCAUAGAAAAUGUGGGUAGGUGCAACAUAAGACAAAAAAAUGACAAGGGUUUGAGUGAGAGGUCUAACUGGUUUCUCAAAGUGGCCACACACCUCUCCAAAGUGUGCACAGGUCCUACGUAAUGCAUUUUUAUGACUCAAUGAAGAGUCUUCAACUAUAAGGUUCUAUUUUGAGCUCUCAUAGCUAUGUCGUUGAGGAACUAGAGCAAGCAGACUUGUAGUUGUUUCAUUUGGAACACAGCCCUGCAUCCCCGCCUUUACACAAUUCCUGUUGUUGUUUACACGUUCCAAAAACGCUCCAUUAUAAAUCACAAUCUGGUCAUGUCGGCAUCAUUUGAAAGUGUGUUCUAUUGCCAACAUGGCUAGCUAAGUUACGCCUCAAUAUAUACAGUGAGGGGAAAAAAGUAUUUGAUCCCCUGCUGAUUUUGUACGUUUGCCACUCCAGGACCUUAAUUUGCUUCUUCUUGAGCCACUCCUUUGUUGCCUUGGCCGUGUGUUUUGGGUCAUUGUCAUGCUGGAAUACCCAUCCACGACCCAUUUUCAAUGCCCUGGCUGAGGGAAGGAGGUUCUCACCCAAGAUUUGACGGUACAUGGCCCCGUCCAUCGUCCCUUUGAUGCGGUGAAGUUGUCCUGUCCCCUUAGCAGAAAAAGCCCCCCAAAGCAUAAUGUUUCCACCUCCAUGUUUGACUGUGGGGAAGGUGUUCUUGGGGUCAUAGGCAGCAUUCCUCCUCCUCCAAACACGGCGAGUUGAGUUGAUGCCAAAGAGCUCGAUUUUGGUCUCAUCUAACCACAACACUUUCACCCAGUUCUCCUCUGAAUCAUUCAGAUGUUCAUUGGCAAACUUCAGACGGACCUGUAUAUGUGCUUUCUUGAGCAGGGGGACCUUGCGGGCGCUGCAGGAUUUCAGUCCUUCACGGCGUAGUGUGUUACCAAUUGUUUUCUUGGUGACUAUGGUCCCAGCUGCCUUGAGAUCAUUGACAAUAUCCUCCCGUGUAGUUCUGGGCUGAUUCCUCACUGUUCUCAUGAUCAUUGCAACUCCACGAGGUGAGAUCUUGCAUGGAGCCCCAGGCCAAGGGAGAUUGACAGCUAUUUUGUGUUUCUUCCAUUUGCCAAUAAUCGCACCAACUGUUGUCACCUUCUCACCAAGCUGCUUGGCGAGGCCCAUUCCAGCCUUGUGUAAGUCUACAAUCUUGUCCCUGACAUCCUUGGAGAGUUCUUUGGCCAUGGUGGAGAGUUUGGAAUCUAAUUGAUUGAUUGCUUCUGUGGACAGGUGUCUUUUAUACAGGUAACAAACUGAGAUUAGGAGCACUCCCUUUAAGAGUGUGCUCCUAAUCUCAGCUCGUUACCUGUAUAAAAGACACCUGGGAGCCCGAAAUCUUUCUGAUUGAGAGGGGGUCAAAUACUAUUUCCCUAAUUAAAAUGCAAAUCAAUGUAUAACAUUUUUGACAUGCGUUUUCUGGAUUUUGUUGUUGUUAUUCUGUCUCUCACUGUUCAAAUAAACCUACCAUUAAAAUUAUAGACUGAUCAUUUCUUUGUCAGUGGGCAAACGUACAAAAUCAGCAGGGGAUCAAAAACUUUUUUCCCUCACUGUAAGUCCCUCUUUUUUAAAUAAUUAUUUGUUUUUUAAGGAACUCAGUCGGGCUUUCAACUUACUCUUGAAAGUAAUAGUAUAAUACACAAGGUGCAAUUUCGAAAUUAAGUAGUGCAUCAGCAGUUUUCCUCUCGUCAUGUCAGUCAUUGCAUACCUUAGCUAUUUAUAACUCCAAAUCAACUAGCCCAUGUCAGUUUUUUAGCUAGGUUUUUUAGCCCAUUGAUUUUGUUGUAAUGUUUGAGUCACUCAGAUAUCACAUGAACACACAUAAGACAUGGCAAAAUGAUGGAAGGGGGUCCCAAGUGAAAAAGUUUGGGAACCACUGGCCUAAAACACUGCCUCAGGAUCACAUAUACCGCUGCAGCAUGAGCCUCAGGAUCACAUAUACCGCUGCAGCAUGAGUUCACAUCUUGUCAACUUUCAUCUCUACUUGUGUCCUAUGCAAUAAAGGAGUCAGUGUUUUAGGUGAGGGAAAGGCAUGCCAUGGGAUAAUAAGGACAAGCUGCACAAACAGCAGCAGCUGCACCCAGCACUCCAGAAGAGGGGAGGUCCAAUGACCUCUGGAGGUAAAGGCUCUCCAGUUAGCCUGCCCCCUGAUAGCACGUGCUAAACAAAGAUAAGAAGAGAAAGAAGGUCAAACUGAAGUUUGUCAGGUGUUGGUCUUUAGUUCACAGAGGAAAUCCCAGGCCUUCUCUGUCAUACACUCUCGAUGCAUAUCUUCAGGGGUGCAACUUUCACUGGGGACGGGGGGGGACAUGCCCCCCCCCCCCCCAGUUUUAUCAUUGGAAUGUGAUACAAAACGAGGCAACGGUGUGCUUUAGGACCAUGCGGACGCCUCCAAGUGAUCGGGUAGGCUGUUUUGGAGUGUUUAUCCGGCUGGAUUAAAAAAAUAUAUAUAAAACAAUAAUAUGUCCCCCCCACUUCUAAAACCAAAGUUGCGUCCCUGCAUAUCUCACUAAGCUCUAGAUGCAUAUCUCACUUAAGGUAAAGUUCACUAAUGUUGAGCCUUUCCCCUGAUAGCAGAUAGGCUACAGGAGGCUUUAUUUGGACCAUACUGUUACUGAUAAUGUAGGCUGGCUGGUUCCAUAUCAUGAGUAUCAAACACCAUGUUGUGAAUAUACCAGACCAUACAGAAAGCAGGUGCUUGUAUGACACCGAGCGUAUGAGUGUACGACAGCCAGAAAGAUACCAGUCCCCUCCCCACAGAGCAGUCUCUGCCAUUCCCCAGCCCUGCAUCACAUUAGCAGCUGUUGUCAAGUAGGCAACACCUGAUACAAGUGUUGCCUCAGAGCAGCCGUCAGGAAGGCUACGGUACCUUUCUGCCAACCUGGGCCCAGAGGGUAUGAGAGGGACUCAUUGUUUUCGCUGACCCUAAGGUUCACAUGUCUCAGCCUUGUGGUCGUGGAUAUGUUGAGAACACAGGAGGCUGCUGUGGGGAGGACUGCUCAUAAUGGCUGGAAUGGCGCAAAUGGAAUGGCAUCAAACACAUGGAUGUGUUUGAUGUAUUUGAUACCAUUCCACUAUUCCGCUCCAGCCAGGUGCCACCAACCUCCUGUGGUUGAGAAGUGGUAUGCUGGGCUGAGGGCGUAAUUCCUGUAAACAUCUCAGCGCACUGUUUUUCAAAACCAAACAAACCCCUGACCACAAUAUUGGGUACAUAAUGUACUAACCAGUUCCCAACUGUUGGGGAGGGUGACAAUGAUAGAUCAGUGAGACAUUGUUCAUUUGGCUGUUGUUGAACAGUAAUGUUGUCUUGAUACCAUUUUGUGAGUGAGCAUUUUCCAUAGUGACCUUUUGUACAUUGUGUAUGCAAUGCAUUGUGUAUGAAUGUCUGACUACACUGUUACUCCAAGGAACCUGUCAGGGUGUUGGUGCACAACGGGAGGUUAUUACAGUCACUGUUACUCUGUAUCUCUCUAACUGAAGACUUGUGUGUGUCUGUCCUUCAUCAGAACCAGGCCCAACAGCACCAGCAGACGACAGCUCAGACCCAGGCCCAGCAGCAGAGCGGCACCCAGCAAGCCUCCACUCAACAGAGCUCUGCCCAGACCAACGGUAACACAGGUUCUACGGGAGCCAACACGGGUGGAGGCCUCCAGCACGGCCAGGACCAGGGGCCCCCAAACAAGAAACCUCGGAUCGGGCCCUCUGGGGCCUCCUCAGGCACUGGGGUCCACCAGUCAGAGUACCAGGUUAGAGUUUUUACAGCUUUACACUUAUCCAUAGUGUUACUGUCCAUUUUCAUUGAAAGGAGAUGAAAGGCGAUGACAUCGCUUCAGUCACCAAUGGUUGAUCGCUUGUGGUUGUUGUCUUUUGAGAAGCAUGCCUAAAUUUAUUAUCUAGAGAUUAGAUAUUUAAAUUUGCUUAAUCCAAAUGUCACCAAAUGUAAUUGAUUCAAAAUGUCAACAUAUUACUUCAUCCAAAAUGUCAAUAUAGACCCUUGGGGGACCUGAAGGAACUAGUGUUCCUUUAUUGAUGAUUAAUUUGACAAGAGAGCAAAGAUGCGUACAGACACGUACAGCAGGGUAUGUCAGGGACAUGCAACACUUGUUGUGUAUGUUCAGUGAACAGACACAACAGCCUCAACUCAGACCAGAGCAGAACAUUGUGCUAGCUAGUAGGAAUACAGGUCAUGUUAUAUCAGGAUGAAAAUGUCCUUCCUCUAGUUCACACUAGCCUGCUGAUAAAGGUGUCAGCAAAACAUUGUGCUGCCCUCUCACUGUUGUUCCCCCUCUUGGCGCCUGCUCUAUCUUUGGCUCUGCCCCUAUCAUAUAUAUAUACAGUGGGGGAAAAAAGUAUUUAGUCAGCCACCAAUUGUGCAAGUUCUCCCACUUAAAAAGAUGAGAGAGGCCUGUAAUUUUCAUCAUAGGUACACGUCAACUAUGACAGACAAAAUGAGGAAAAAAAAUCCAGAAAAUCACAUUGUAGGAUUUUUUAUGAUUUUAUUAGCAAAUUAUGGUGGAAAAUAAGUAUUUGGUCAAAAACAAACGUUUCUCAAUACUUUGUUAUAUACCCUUUGUUGGCAAUGACACAGGUCAAACGUUUUCUGUAAGUCUUCACAAGGUUUUCACACACUGUUGCUGGUAUUUUGGCCCAUUCCUCCAUGCAGAUCUCCUCUAGAGCAGUGAUGUUUUGGGGCUGUCGCUGGGCAACACAGACUUUCAACUCCCUCCAAAGAUUUUCUAUGGGGUUGAGAUCUGGAGACUGGCUAGGUCACUCCAGGACCUUGAAAUGCUUCUUACGAAGCCACUCCUUCGUUGCCCGGGCGGUGUGUUUGGGAUCAUUGUCAUGCUGAAAGACCCAGCCACAUUUCAUCUUCAAUGCCCUUGCUGAUGGAAGGAGGUUUUCACUCAAAAUCUCACGAUACAUGGCCCCAUUCAUUCUUUCCUUUACACGGAUCAGUCGUCCUGGUCCCUUUGCAGAAAAACAGCCCCAAAGCAUGAUGUUUCCACCCCCAUGCUUCACAGUAGGUAUGGUGUUCUUUGGAUGCAACUCAGCAUUCUUUGUCCUCCAAACACGACGAGUUGAGUUUUUACCAAAAAGUUCUAUUUUGGUUUCAUCUGACCAUAUGACAUUCUCCCAAUCCUCUUCUGGAUCAUCCAAAUGCACUCUAGCAAACUUCAGACGGGCCUGGACAUGUACUGGCUUAAGCAGGGGGACACGUCUGGCACUGCAGGAUUUGAGUCCCUGGCGGCGUAGUGUGUUACUGAUGGUAGGCUUUGUUACUUUGGUCCCAGCUCUCUGCAGGUCAUUCACUAGGUCCCCCUGUGUGGUUCUGGGAUUUUUGCUCACUGUUCUUGUGAUCAUUUUGACCCCACGGGGUGAGAUCUUGCGUGGAGCCCCAGAUCGAGGGAGAUUAUCAGUGGUCUUGUAUGUCUUCCAUUUCCUAAUAAUUGCUCCCACAGUUGAUUUCUUCAAACCAAGCUGCUUACCUAUUGCAGAUUCAGUCUUCCCAGCCUGGUGCAGGUCUACAAUUUUGUUUCUGGUGUCCUUUGACAGCUCUUUGGUCUUGGCCAUAGUGGAGUUUGGAGUGUGACUGUUUGAGGUUGUGGACAGGUGUAUUUUAUACUGAUAACAAGUUCAAACAGGUGCCAUUAAUACAGGUAACGAGUGGAGGACAGAGGAGCCUCUUAAAGAACAAGUUACAGGUCUGUGAGAGCCAGAAAUCUUGCUUGUUUGUAGGUGACCAAAUACUUAUUUUCCACCAUAAUUUGCAAAUAAAUUCAUUAAAAAUCCUACAAUGUGAUUUUCUGAAAUUUUUUUCCUCAAUUUGUCUGUCAUAGUUGACGUGUACCUAUGAUGAAAAUUACAGGCCUCUCUCAUCUUUUUAAGUGGGAGAACUUGCACAAUUGGUGGCUGACUAAAUACUUUUUUCCCCCACUGUAUAUACACUGCUCAAAAAAAUAAAAGGGAACACUAAAAUAACACAUCCUAGAUCUGAAUGAAUGAAAUAAUCUUAUUAAAUACUUUUUUCUUUACAUAGUUGAAUGUGCUGACAACAAAAUCACACAAAAAUUAUCAAUGGAAAUCAAAUUUAUCAACCCAUGGAGGUCUGGAUUUGGAGUCACCCUCAAAAUUAAAGUGGAAAACCACACUACAGGCUGAUCCAACUUUGAUGUAAUGUCCUUAAAACAAGUCAAAAUGAGGCUCAGUAGUGUGUGUGGCCUCCACGUGACUGUAUGACCUCCCUACAAUGCCUGGGCAUGCUCUUGAUGAGGUGGCGGAUGGUCUCCUGAGGGAUCUCCUCCCAGACCUGGACUAAAGGAUCCGCCAACUCCUGGACAGUCUGUGGUGCAACGUGGCGUUGGUGGAUGGAGCGAGACAUGAUGUCCCAGAUGUGCUCAAUUGGAUUCAGGAUCUACUUUGUGCAUGACACAAGUAAUUUUUCCAACAAUUGUUUACAGACCAGAUUAUUUCACUUAUAAUUCACUGUAUCACAAUUCCAGUGGGUCAGAAGUUUACAUACACUAAGUUGACUCUGCCUUUAAACAGCUUGGAAAAUCCCAGAAAAUGAUAUCAUGGCUUUAGAAGCUUCUGAUAGGCUAAUUGACAUCAUUUGAGUCAAUUGGAGGUGUACCUGUGGAUGUAUUUCAAGGCGUACCUUCAAACUCAGUGCCUCUUUGCUUGACAUCAUGGUAAAAUCAAAAGAAAUCAGCCAAGACCUCAGAAAUUUUUUUUUGACCUCCACAAGUCAAGUUCAUCCUUGGGAGCAAUUUCCAAACGCCUGAAGGUACCACGUUCAUCUGUACAAACAAUAGUACGCAAGUAUAAACACCAUGGGAUCACACAGCCAUCAUACCGCUCAGGAAGGAGACGCGUUCUGUCUCCUAGAGAUGAACGUAUUUUGGUGCAAAAAGUGCAAAUCAAUCCCAGAACAACAGCAAAGGACCUUGUGAAGAUGCUGGAGGAAACAGGUACAAAAGUAUCUAUAUCCACAGUAAAACGAGUCCUAUAUUGACAUAACCUGAAAGGCCGCUCAGCAAGAAGAAGCCACUGCUCCAAAACUACCAUAAAAAAGCCAGACUACGGUUUGCAACUGCACAUGGGGACAAAGAUUGUACUUUUUGGAAAAUGUCCUCUGGUCUGAUGAAACAAAAACAGAACUGUUUGGCCAUAUUGACCAUCGUUAUGUUUGGAGGAAAAAGUGGGUUGCUUGCAAGCUGAAGAACACCAUCCGAACCGUGAAACACAGGGGUGGCAGCAUCAUGCUGUGGGGGUGCUUUGCUGCAGGAGGGACUGGUGCACUUCACAAAAUAGAUGGCAUCAUGAGGAAGGAAAAUUAUGUGGAUAUAUUGAAGCAACAUCUCAAGACAUCAGUCAGGAAGUUAAAGCUUGGUCGCAAAUGGGUCUUCCAAAUGGACAAUGACCCCAAGCAUACUUUCAAAGCUAUAGCUUAAGGACAACAAAGUCAAGGUAUGGAAUGGCCAUCACAAAGCCCUGACCUCAAUCCUAUAGAACAUUUGUGGGCAGAACUGAAAAAGCGUGUGCGAGCAAGGAGGCCUACAAACCUGUCUCCGUUACACCAGCUCUGUCAGGAGGAAUGGGCCAAAAUUCACCCAACUUAUUGUGGGAAGCUUGUGGAAGGCUACCCGAAACGUUUGACCCAAGUUAAACAAUUUAAAGGCAAUGCUGCCAAAUACUAAUUGAGUGUAUGUAAUCUUCUGACCCACUGGGAAUGUGAUGAAAGAAAUCAAAGCUGAAAUAAAUCAUUCUCUCUACUAUUAUUCUGACAUUUCACAUUCUUAAAAUAAAGUGGUGAUCAUAACUGACCUAAAACAGGGAAUUUCUACUAGGAUUAAAUGUCAGGAAUUGUGAAAAACUGAGUUUGAAUGUAUUUGGCUAAGGUGUAUGUAAACUUCCGACUUUAACUGUGUGAGUGUGAGUGUGUGUGUGUGUGUGUGAGAGAGACGCUAGCUCCCUCAACAAUGCAUUACAUUUAAUCAAUAAUAACAAUAAGAGUCAAGUCAAUAAGAGAAAGUAAUAGAAGACGUAGUAUGCAUAGUAAGAAUGGAUUUACAAAUACACUGAGUGUACCAAACAUUAGGAACGCCUUCCUAAUAUUGAGUUAUACCCCCCUUUUGCCCUCAGAACAGCCUCGUUGGAGCAUGGACUCUACAAGGUGUCGAAAGCAUUCCACAAGGUUGAAGGUUUCACCUGGUCAGCCUAUGUCAUGGAAAGAGAAGGUGUCCUUAAUGUUUUGUACACUCAGUGUAUAAAGUGGGUAGUGGAAUCAAUAGUACGUAUUAGAACAGCAGCGUUGACUGUGUGUGCUUGUGUGUGUUUUUAUAGUCAGUGCAAAUAAUCUCUAAGGUGCAGAUAGUCUCUGAGGUACAGGUCUGUGCAGGAAGACAGCUAGGUUUAACUUUUCAGCAGUCUGAUGGCCUGGUGGAAGAAGCUGUCUUGGAUACCCGAUACUCUGAUACCGCUUGCCAGAUGGUAACAGAGUGAACAGUCCGUGGCUCGGGUGACUGGAGUAGUGACUGAUAAAGGUGACAGAGUGGAGAACAUGGUAGAGAGGAAGAGAGAGUGUAUUAUGGAUGAGGAAGGUGAGAUAAAGGUGAUCUCCCUGACCUUGUCUGGACCUCAACUGUGGUCUGUUCAGAGGUGUCUCCUCCUGGCUAGGCCCGGGCCGUGUGGGGUGCUGCUGGACUGACUGACUGACUAGGCUAUAGUUAGCAGGGGGGCUGAGGCUUCAUGUGGACAGCUGCUGGGCUCUUCAAAGUCAAGCCUCACCAGAACAGAUGUAUAAAUAUCCCCUUGCUUUCUGGAUGGGCAGACAGAGUGGAACAGAGAGCUAGCUUGCUGUGGCGUCACAUUCCACGCCCUACUUUUCUCCUCAUUGAUCACUCUCCCCGAGGCCAUAGUAUCCCAAUGUGCACCACUCGCUCCCCCUCUCUCUCUCUGUGAGUGUAGAUAGAUAGACUGCUAGGCAGGCGGCGACGUGUGGGUUGUAGUCAGAGAUGAAUGAGAGUAGUUUGGCAGAGGUCUCCAUACUUCAGGAGUUUCAGCCACGUUCUUCUCCUAUCCCCUCCACCCUCCAUCCAAGCCCCCUGGGUCCCAGUCCAGCAGCAGGUCCUCAGGGCCACUCUGGUGGCUCAGAAGAAGGGUUUCUCAUCUGAAGGCCAGUGACUUCUGCCUUUUUUUUUGCCUUUUUAGGACAUUUGGCCUUAGGCCCAGUCUGAGCUGGUUAGAGUGAGUCACGGUCAGUAAUCAGUCACCUGAUACAGAGCCAGCUUUCUUUAUAGCUGUAGUAUAAGGUGGUUAGUUAGCCCUUCUUUUGAUGUCUAAUGAUGUGGUGGCUCAGUCACCCAGAUCAUGUAUUUAUUCAGACCAACAAAAGCAAUCAUAGGAACCAUUGAAUCAAACAUGCAGCAGGUUUUUGGCAUCAGCCACUGCACGUUUUACUCAGUCACUUGAUAUACAGUAUAGUGUUUAGGAUAUAGAAUUGUCAUGGCACUGUAAAUUGCUCUGAAUUGGGUCGGUAGUCUCUUGCUAAUUCUGUUAGAAAUCCAUGAGAAAGUAGUCCACAUCUUUGGAUACCAAGUAAACAACAGUGGAAAGCCAUGGCAGUAUGUUGAUAAACACUACAGAUCUGUGGCUAUGCCUCAUGCUUUUCUAUUGGACUCAUUCUUGAUCUAUAAAUGAUUCAGCCAGCUUUACAAUUGAUAUGGUACAUUUCCCUCCCUCAAGGUCUCCUAAGGUACAGUUAUUUAAUUAUUUAUUCUCAAACCCCAUGCAAGGUUGAAAUAAGCUGGUAUUUUCCAGUGGUGCUGAGUGAUAAAUAAUUAAUGACAGGGGUCUCUAGCCAUCAAAGGUUUACUAUUUCCUCUCCAUUCUCUUCUCUUCUCUUCUCUCCUCUCCAGCACUCCAACUCCCGCCUUGGAUACCAAAGCAACAUCCAAGGUUCCGCUCAGUCCCAGGGAUACUCGUCGUCGUCCCAGCAGAGCUCACAGUACUCCCACCAAUCACACCGCUACUGAGGCUCCAAGAACUGCUCUCCAAAUCAACAGCAGGGGCCUUUCCCAAACCAACCCUCGACCUCAAACAAACCUUAGCAUAACCUCUCAUCUCCCUCGCGCUGAGCAGACCUCAUCGUGUGUCAGAUCAUUUCAACAACGCUAACAGUAAUUUAUUCUCCUCCUUCAUGUCAGCCCUACUACACCGAGUGACCCUGGCCUCACUUCCACCCAAUGCCCUCACACUUACCGGAGGGCACUGCAAUAUGAAGGCAAACAUAGAAACCAAAAACAAACCCUGCCUCCUCCUAUUUUUUAUUAUUAUCAAGUGACAAUUGGUUGAUACUAGAUUAUACGAAGGAAACACAUCAGGUGCAACUUUGAAUACACACGCCUACUACACAAAGACUACGAACCAUGGCACUUACAAAAAACAUGUUCUUCAAGAGGAAGAAUUGCAGCUCUGUUCAUAUAUAAAUAUAUAUAAAUACUAUAUAGCACCUUUUUCUAUUCAUUUAACAAGAUACUUUUUUUGCUUGUUUGCUCUGUAGAGUUUAAGUUUACUUUGAUCGUUGGUGUUUUUGUAAAUGUUGUUUCGAUAUUGAAAAAGAUGGGAUGAAACAGGAAAAUAACCCUUUACUGUCAUCACUUUCCUUCACUGUACAUGUAUUUACCCUGGAUAUCUAUUAUAUACAGAUAACAAUCAAAGCAAAAGGAAGAAAAUGAGCCAACACUUUUCCCGAUGAGAAAACAAGACAGAAUCUUCUAUUCUCCCCUUGGCUUGG